Molecule: messenger RNA, 2382 nt
Organism: Melampsora larici-populina 98AG31
Lineage: Eukaryota; Fungi; Basidiomycota; Pucciniomycetes; Pucciniales; Melampsoraceae
Exons: 11
Coding region: 1-2382 (793 amino acids)
Source: RefSeq, a predicted model, not a curated record
AUGCUUGAAAGAGACUUACGACUUCAACGCAGCUCUCGUACCGAACACGGUGAAAUUGAGUUACAGUUGAGCCGAGCUGACCUUCAAGCACUCGAAGAUCUCCUCAAUUCGAAUGGUACAUCACUCCCGUUGAAAUCUGCACCUAAUGUUACGAACUCUCACGAAAUCGCACCUCAAGAUCCAAACACCUCCAAGGUGUCUUCAAAGCCCCAACACCCUGACCUCGCAGAUGACCAUACGAUCUUAGGAGGUUCAUCGCAUCAUGUACACGCCACUUCAGACUCUCCACCGCGCACACGACAACGCUGCGAAUCAGACACUUCAGCUCCUGAAACGGUGAUCUUUCCAACCGCUCCAGCUUCAAGCGGAGCGCAUCAGGCUGAUCAAUCAGAGACUAGUAUAACUGGCUCAGAUCAAUCAUUAAACCCGGUAUUUGCGGAAGAAAACAAACCUCAGCACGUGCAGGUUCCCGUGCGAUGUUCUGUUACACUUUGUGGCAAGUCAUUUCGAAUUUAUCUUUGUUUGACGUUGACCAGGCUACUGAUCCUGUCGACUUACGCUUGUCAAUCUCUCGCAAUUACAGACUCUGGCGAUGAGAGCACUGUAUCCCAUCCUGGUGGAUCAUCAAUCACACCUCAAGAUCCGAACACCUCUAUGGCAUCUUCGACGCGCCAAUGCUCUGACCCUUCAGGUGACCAUACAAUCUUAGCGCCUGAUGGAAUGAACUCUGGCGAAAUUGCACCCCACGAUCCCAACACCUCUAUGUUGUCUUUAAAGCGCCAACGCUCUGACCUCUCAGACGACCAUACGAUCUUAAGGGGUUCGUCGCAUCAUGUACACGCCACUUCAGAGUCUCCACCGCGCACACGACAACGCUGCGAAUCAGACACUUUAGCUCCUGGAAAAGCGAUCAAGUCUCAGUUUCCAACCACUCCAGCUUCAAGUGCAGCGCAUCAGGCUGAUCAAUCAGGCUCAGAUCAAUCAUCAAAUCCGGUAUGUAUGGAAGAAAACGAAACUCAGCACGUGCAGGUUCCCGUGCACUGUUCUGUUACACUUUAUCCGAACACCUCUAUGGCAUCUUCGACGCGCCAACGCUCUGACCCUUCAGGUGACCAUACAAUCUUAGCACCUGAUGGAAUGAACUCUGGCAAAACCGCACCUCAAGAUCCAAACACCUCUAUGUUGUCUUUGAAGCGCCAACGUUCUGACCUUUCAGACGACCAUACGAUCUUACGGGGUUCGUCGCAUCAUGUGCACGUCACUUCAGAGUCUCCACCGCGCACACGACAACGCUGCAAAUCAGACACUUCAGCUCCUGAAACAGCGAUCAAGUCUCAGUUUCCAACCGCUCCAGCUUCAAGUGCAGCGCAUCAGGCUGAUCAAUCGGGAAUUAGUAUACCUGGCUCACAACAAUCAUCAAACCCGGUGUCUAUGGAAGAAAAAGAAACUCAGCACGUGCAGGAUCCCGUGCGGUGUUCUGCUACAUAUUAUGGAAGUGAAACACACUCAAGUCAAGCUGGCCAUCAGGACCCCGACAAUCUCCUCAAUUUGGUUGAUAACGCACUCCCAUCGAAGCCUCCAUCAGACGACAUGGAAUCCGGAAACGGGAGCACUGCAUCUCAUCCUUACAACGAUAAGAGCCCAGCAGUUCCGCUUUGUGAAUCACCAAUUGCCUCGAACAAUCCAACCUCUUGUAUGGUAUAUCUGAAGCACCAACAUCGUCAACUCUUGGAUGUACAAGCACCCUCAAGGAGCUCAUCGCUUCCGGGACACAAUGCCUUAGUGUCUCCACCGCUCCCGCGACGGCGCGGUGUAUCAGAUCCACCAACCGGAUCGACAAAUUCAAAAUCACACCCAGUGUCUGUGGAAGGACAAGAAAACCAUUACGUAGGAGAUCUGGUGCGGUGUCCUUCUGGUACACAUGAUGGAAGUGAACCACCAUCGAGCCGAGCGGGCCUACCUUUGAAGAGGCAAUGCUCUGACCCUUCAGGUGACCAUACAAUCUCAGCACCUGAUCGAAUGGACUCUGGCGAAAUUAAACCUCAAGAUCCAAAUACCUCUAAGAUAUCUUUGAAGCGCCACCGCUCUGACGUCUCAGAUGACCAUACGCUCUUAAGAGGUUCAUUGCAUCACGUACACGCUACUUCUGCUUCUCCACCGCGCACACGACAACGCUGUGAAUCAGAUACUUCAGCAUUUGAAACAGCGAUCAAGUGCUGGUUUCCAACCGCUCCAGCUGCAAGUGGAGCGCGUCAGACUGAUCAAGCAGAAAUUAGUAUAAUUGGCUCAGAUCAAUCAUCAAACCCGUUGUCUAUGGAAGAGAAAGAAACCCAGCACGUGGGAGUUCCGGAGCGGUGUUCUUCUGGUACACAUGGCUACUGA